This is a messenger RNA of Monosiga brevicollis MX1, 8364 nucleotides long. RefSeq lists its product as uncharacterized. The coding region runs from base 1 to 8364 and encodes 2787 amino acids. The record is from RefSeq and is a predicted model, not a curated record. The transcript is spliced from 12 exons. NCBI's taxonomy places the organism in Eukaryota, Choanoflagellata, Craspedida, Salpingoecidae. Gene Ontology annotation, biological process: retrograde transport, endosome to Golgi; intracellular protein transport. Gene Ontology annotation, cellular component: retromer complex; endosome.
AUGCCGGGGAGCCGCAUGCGGGUGGUGGCCGCGGAUCGAGCACCCGUCGCGAGACGUUGGCUCUAUGUGUGGGGCACCCUUGUUGUUGUGCUCGGGUGCACGCUUCCUAGAGUCACAGCGCUCAAUGCGGUGGUCAUUGACGGGUUUUGGGGCCGAUCCACCCCUGAUGGAUCAGAGGUGGCGUACAACCUCACUGGCAAUGGCGAGGGUCUUGCCAUCAACACACCAUCAGCUCUGCGGUUUGCAUUUCAUGAAGCCGUGAGCGGCGACGCCUCAUCUCAGGCUGCCGCCGUCAGCAACAAUGCCGACGAGCGACGCUUUGCAUGCCAGCUUGACGCACAAAGUUGGAUGGCCUGUUCAUCAGUCCGUGUCGAUGCUCAACCGGGUGCUCAAGUCAGCUUUGCAACCUCUUCACGCCUCGCUGACGGAAAUCGGGAGUUUUGUGUGCGUGUGACGCGGGACCUUGCCCUCAAUGGCCAAUUAAUAUCUUGCACCACCGAGGCUGGCUGUGGCCCUGCCACCUGCAUCGCUUUUACCAUCGAUACCAUGGCACCAGCGUUGGAGUUAUUGGCCGUGGGCUUUCCCCAGCAAGAACUGGCAGCGGCAGUUAACAACGCAGGGCUCGCUCAGGCUGUAGAGGCCUACACGCAGACCUGGGCAGCUCAACCACGCCUGUAUGACCCUGCUGCUCCACAGGCUGCGGUGACGCGCCGCACGACCAUCCUCACCCUUUGGCGACCCACCGAGACAAUACACAGUCCAACGGCGCUCCUGAAUGUUUCCGACGACAGCGCGUGGUCCGGGUCCGCCGCGCUUUCAAUUGUUUCCAAUGCCACGCUGGAGCUCGAGUCUCGCAUUUAUGCCAACGUUCUCGUCGUGUAUGGCAGUUGGACUCCAGAUGCGCAAAGCUCAGAAAACAACGUGCGGCUCAGACUGGCGGCGAUGGAUCUAGCCGGCAAUCUCUUGAUGCCGACCACAUUCACCUGGCGUUUUGAUCAAACAGCCCCCGCAGUUCUUGUGCCGGCGGACACGCUGUUUGACCAAGGUCGCCAGCAAUCGGCCAUCACGGCCGGAACGAUUGAGUUUGCUACUCUGGAACCUAACGUCCUGGCUGAGUGUCGGCUUCAACGCCUGGGUGCUAGCUUCCGGGCUGAGUUUGAUCCAUGCACCAGUCCCUUUGCUUUUGAUGUGAGCACCGAGGUGGCGGCUCUUCAGGCUGCCGCGUACGAAUUUCACGUUCGUGCUCGCGACUAUGCCGGAAACGUGGGCGACUGUUCUUCAGACGCCGUUGAUGCGCUUAGCGUUGCUCAGCCCGCACCGUGCAUGUACUAUCGCUUUAGUCUGGAUGUGCGGACACCAGAUCUCGUGCUUGAGCCCUUGCUACCGGCGACUGCUCGUCCGACCCAAGGGGUAGCGGAGUGCCGCUUCUUAGACUCCGAGCGCCUUUGCGUCUGGACUGAGCCCGCGCUGGCCCUGCUGAUCGCAAACGCCUCACGCGUGGCUGGUCUUGAGUGCAGUCUCAAUGGAGCUGCCUGGAUCGCCUGCCCCUUGUACAAUGCGACUAGGGCUGGGUUGUUGGUCAAUCAGAGUGACCUUGAGACUCGAGUUGCAAACCAUGCUAACGCCAUAGUCCUGGUGCUCACAGGACUUGCCGACCAAGCACAUCAGCUACGCGUGCGCCCCACAUCGCCACAUGACGUGCAAGGAGCUAUUCUUGAAUACGUUUGGCGCACCAAGGCGGUGCCUCCCACCACUCGCAUCCUCAGUCGCCCCGCGCCCCUGACGCGCCGGCGUGAAUCCCGCUUCUUGUUCACGCUGGCCACAAGCGAUGCCUAUCAUGCCGGGUUUGCAUGCUCCACCACAGGGGACGAAUACACCCCCUGCAGCUCUGGGCUCCUCACCCGACUGGCCUCCAAUUACACCGGUGGCCUUGCAAAUUCAACCCAAUUCACCACGGGUUGGCUCUCCACCUCGGCCGUCACCGCCGCUGCAGAUGGCGGCGGAGACGUGGAGAGUCGCUCUUGCCGCGGUCUGGGCGCCACUGCCGAGCCCUGGUCCUGGUCAUGUCGCACGCAAUGCGCUGCCAGCAGUACCGCAUGCGUCCCUAUACCUGCCGAACAGGCCGGGGUACAAUUGCGAACAGCUUGCGAGCUAGUGCAUGGGGAGGUCCUGCUAGAGUGCCGAAAUCAAGAUCAGGCGGCGAGGGGACAAAUUUGCCCUGAUUUUGCAGUACAGCUGACCUGCAACGCCCCGGCUAAUCAGACGCGUCUCCACAUCGCAGCCACAGGCAACACCACCGUGUAUGCUGAUGGUGUGGCCGUCUUACGGUCAGCCCUAUGGUCUCGUGAUGCCACUGUCACACUACCCCUUUUCAACGUUCUCGCAGUCGAGGUCGAGGCAGCCGCCGAUCCGGCUCGCCUCAUCGCUACCCUACCCUUCCUUGACGCUGUAUCCGACGCCAGCUGGAGGUGCACAUCUGAUACCAGCGAGGUUGUCGUGUUGGGCAAUUGGACUUUAGCGACAUACGAUGACCAUGAUUGGUCUCCUGCAGUAUCCGCUGUCGAACCACAGCCCGCCGCAUGGACUGCCGCACUCACUCGGCGGCAAAGCGCGGAUGCGCUUUGGGUACAGGCGGCUCAGGGUGGUAUGCACCUCUACUGCCGCUUUCGGCCUCAGCCUCCCAUCGAGGAUGACAGCGCUGAAGCCCUGGCCGUGCACCUUGAUGGCAAUGGGGUAGCGCGGCUUUUUUUGCGAGCCGAGGAUGUGUUCGGCAAUCAGGAAGUUCCCCAGAUAUUGGCUUGGGCACUUGAUCUUGUCGCGCCCACAGCGCGCGUGGUGGCGCCGACCCGCGUCAACACCAUCAACGGAUCCGAGGCUGUUUUUUCUGCUUGGGCCGGCGAGGCUUCUGAUGAGCCCGACCUCAACGUGGUGGACAAUACGACAUACACACCCACGUUUCAGUUCCUUGUCAACACAGAGCCCCUGCCCGGUCGGUGGUGCGGCCCGGGUAGCUUUCUUUGCGAUGGGCGCUGCAUUUAUAUGCCGGCGUGCGAUGCCAACCUCUCGGAUAUGACACCGCUUGACCCACGCUUGGGCGCCGCAGGGAGCCAGUGUGCUACUCGGUUGCUCGGGUGCGACGUGGACCAAACGCUACCCCGGGCUCUGGGUGACUUGCUGGUGCACGGCUUUAACGAAGUAACAGUGGUUGGCACGGACCUGGCUGGGAAUCGCGGUGAAACUCAGACUCAGACGGUGUGGGCCGACCUGCAGCUUCCAAUGCUCGCGCUGCUAUCAAGCAAUGCAACAACCACGGAUGAGGAGGACGUUGACCUCGUGGUGGGCCGUGCCGGUGUUGCUCUGUCCGUGGGAGCCAGCUACGAGCUUAAUCCGGCCCCAUUCGAAUACCACGCUCAGAUAUUCGGACGCCUGGGGGACGCUGACAGCUGGACGCUGUGGGCUUCGCUGCAUCCGGCAGCCGCCAAUCUUGGCUCUCCGCGCAAAGUGCAGUUGGUGCGGCUAACAUCAGACACUACCCCGGACACCGAUUCGGAGACAGCCAGCUCCCGCGAGGAUGGGCUGCUCUGGCCAUACCUAGCCUCCAGAACGCACAUUCCGUCCUGGCAAGCCUGGCCUACCACUGACAGUGGCGUCUUGCUCCUGAGCUGGACCCUGGCGCUUGGUGAUACCGCUCUAGACUGCGUGCGAGCUUGUGUUGGACAGCUUGCUUGUGCGGCCUUGCAGGUGCUAUACGUGCACGAUUCAGGCUUAUUCACAUGCCAGCUGUUUACCGUGGAACCCACCAGGCACAUCGAUCUCGAUACCCAUGUUCAAGUCCAAGUCUUGAUGCUGGCAGUGUCACACGAGAGCACUUGUCAAGUACACCUGGAUACGCGCCGCGAGACGCUGAAUGUAACAGCGCCGCGGUCCUUUGAUGCUUUCACUGCGGCUCGCGCCCGUUUUGAGGCGAUUGCCAAUUCUUCAUGGGCCACCGACGACAAUGUUCAUGCCACGCCAGCGGCUGCCACAGCAUCAGCCGAGGCAACUCCUUACGCCAUCCAAACGCUACACGCACGGCUACACCCCAGCUACUCCUCUUUUGUUUGUGCCAGCGUCAACAAUGACGAAGCAGCUCCUGCCUGGCUGGGGGCUGCCUGGCUCGACGAUUUGAGUGUGCUCCUUGAUGAGGUCUUGGAAGCUCGUCAGAGCGGCGCGAACUGUCCCGUUCCUCUGACCACCUUGGCGAACAUCGACUGCACUGGCAGCUCCACAGCCGGCCCUUUGCUCGCAUUCCGCGCUCGAACAUGCCUUCCUGAUGUCGUUGCCGCGGGAAUGGAUUUGACUGCCGAAGCGCAAGCGGCAGCCUUGGUGCAAGGCGGACAAGUGCAGGCCGACGAUUUGAUUCGGGUGUGGGUGGAGAUGACUGCCAUGUCAAGCUGCAGCCUCGACGCCCCCAUCCUGGUCCUUGACUGGUUUGGCUCAGAUUCCCAGACCGUGGCAUUGCCGUUACACGCGAACCCAUGCACCAAAGAAGUGACCUCUUCAGACACGCCAGCCUCGGCCAUGGUAGCCGGGUUGCUCGUGCCUGUUGCUGCGUUGUGUGCCUCAGAUGGCAUCCAUGUCCUCGAACUCUUUGCCGUUGACCAGCUCGGCAAUCCCGGUCCUAGGCUUCAGCUGACGGCCCGGUUUGACAGCGUCACGCCCCAGGUUCUGCUGAGCAACAAGCCCGAGCCCUACACCGACGCAGCCGGGGGCCAGGCGGCUCAAUUCGACCUGUUAUGCAGCGAUGCUGGUGAAACCACGAAUGCUUGUACGUUUUUUUGUAGACUGCUCGAUGCCGAAGUCAGUGUCCUGUCCGUCCCAUUCGAGAGCUGUGCGGCUGCCACGCGGCUGUCACUCUCAGGUGGGUCCUAUACCUUUGAGGCCUAUGCCGUCGAUGCAGCCGGGAACGCUGGCGACAUUGUGCAGUGGUCUUUUGUGGUUGAUGAUACGGCACCAUCCGUGGAUUUGGUCAGCAACAUCGUGGGGGCCUCAAGCCUGACAAAUCUGGGUACAACACAGCUUGCAGUGGUUUCAUCUGAAGAUAGUGACGUCAUUUGUGCCGUUACAGUCUUGCCAUGCGUCGAUGCUCAGGACCCGGUCACAGGCACUUGCGUUGCCCAGAUGCCAUUGCUCGAUGCCUACGAGAGUUGUGCCUUUCCUGCCAGUCUGGCGGACUUGGUUCCGGCUGAUCAACAGCACCUGCUCGCAUCAUCCGCACUCGCUGAGUUGAAUGCGUCGACGGCCAACAUCACUGUUUCGGUCUUGGCUCGUGACGCUGCAGGCAACGUGCCGCCAACGCCAGCUGCACUGUGGUGGCAGUAUCGCAGCGAGGAUCUGUGGAUUCGCUUGUCAGCAGACUCUCUGCCUCCCAGCGUCAGCUUGGCCGAUCAUUUCUCCAUCCAGGCUGAGGGCAAUGGAGAUGGCCUCCAGUGUGCAUGGUCAGAGGGUGCGAGCUCAUCGGCAAUAAAUGCAGCACCAAUCGAGUGGCAAGGCUGUGAGAGCCCUUUCCGAGCCCGAUCGACGAAGCGGCACCAACGUUUCUGCGCGCGGGCCACUACGUCGAGCAGCGAUGGGACGAGGAGCGACGCCUCGGGGGUUCCAAGCACGAUGCAAACGUCCACCGCAGCGUGUCACACUUGGCAAUAUUUGUCGGUUGCGGUGGAGCUGGGCGCGCCCUCGUUGAGCGAUGCUCAACUAGAUCCCUUGGUGCAGGCCGUGUUGGUCUUUGACUCCACUUGGCCUCGGCAUUUGUUCGUUGCUGCAUCUCAAAACGUGACGCUUGUCAACGCCGCAGCGGCGUCUACGCGGGGACGCGUGACACUGCAGAGAAGAAACGUGACGGCGUUGGACAUUGAGUUGGCCGUUCCUGCAUGGGUGGGGGCCUUUUCACUACGUCUGUUCAAAACGCAGACGGGUAUGCUUAUGGAAGAUCUCGGCGAAUGGUUGAUGUUCAAUGUGCGCUCCAGCAUUGUUCUGUCCCCAGCUACCAUGCUGGCGUUUAUCCGUGGGGAAACAACAUGGAGCGCCUGGCAAGGCGCUGUCAUGCUGGGCUCAUGGACAGUGUCUCCCAUGGGAUGGGUUAGCAGCACUUUCAAGCUAGCAGCGCCCGCGGGAGCGGGCGUGGCUUUGCAGUGCUGCGCGGGGCCUGCGUGCCUAUCACGGUGCUUGCGAUGUCGUCCAGAUGUCUGCGCGCUCGAUUGCCACGAACCAGAGCUCACACGCUGUGCUUGUGCAGCUACCAGUAGCUUCCCGGCUCUCACAGACGUCCGAUCGACGUGUGUGUCGGGUGCUCAGGCUUUUCCCUACCCAACCGCGUUGACAGACGAGCGCAUCACGGUGGUGGCCCGUGCCGUGGACGCUGCUGGUCAACCCGGUGCCAUGCAUACAGUGGAGCGUGAACUUGACUUGACGCGGCCCGUGCUGGGAGGUGUGCAUGUGCCUAGCGACGGUACACGCCUUUCAAGUUCUGAGGCCCUGACCGAGAUUCAUUGUCACGAGCCGGAGGCGUGUAUGCUGGACAUGUCGAGCCAAGCGGUGCGCUUUGAGGCAUCGGCCGCAGUGAUUUCAAAGGUGGUGAUCAGUGAUGUCGCUGGUUGGCAGCGGGCGUUCGACAACCUGACGCUCCCAGUCAUGCCGCCCACUGCGUCCAAUUUCACUUUCGCACUCACAGUAGACACUCCUUCGCGUGCCCAAAUGCCCGUGAUCAGUAAAGCUGCCACCAAUACCACAAGUGUGGUCGUGACCUGGUCGAGUGCUCUGCCGACAGCGUGUGUGCUCCUGCGCGAGGUGGAUGGGACAAAUGUCAUGCUGGCCUCGCACUGCUUCAUCCAGUGGCAAAAUGGUACCUUGGUCGCCUGCCCACGCGUUCGCCUAACAAACCGCGGACGCGUGGGUUCACCGGACGUGGCUGCCGUCUUGGGCGAGUAUGAGCGUGCCUGUGCACCUGGUGCGUCGAUUGAAACUACCACGCUGUGCCGCUGGAACAGUCGGCCGCUGUACCGGCAAGCCCUGGCGAGUGAUGAGGCAGCCGAGGCACCUUUUCUCGUCUACGAUGGCGUGACUUGGUUGGUAACGAGGUCACUACCGAAUUCGCAGGCCUCGCCGUUGAGUGACACGGAUGUAGUCUUGUAUGCAGAGUCGACUGCCGCUGUACCGACUGGGCGUAUGCGCUUGGCAGCUGACGACUCCUUGACGACCGUGGAAGCCUCUUGUGGUGGUGCCACGCCUGGAGUGGUGGCGUCUUUUGAGGGCAUGAUGCCAGGCGCCUAUCAAGUGUGCCUGACCUCAUCCAGCGGUGCACGCGCAUGCAGGAGCGCUCAAGUACUGGAUUUGACAGGGCCUGCAAUAGGAUCUGCUGCCAGCACAGAGGACCCAUGCGCGAGCGUACACCGAGAGAAUGAGACCUUUGCCAUUCUGGCCGUGGUUCUUUACGCCUUGUUUGCCAUAGCGGCAUCAUUGCUGAUUUACUUUCGGCGCAAGCGGAGUUUCUUCGGCUUUGGCCAGUCGGCUGACAUCAAGAUUGAUCUCAACGCCGUCCCCGAGCGUAAGCGCGUGCCAUUUGCCCUCGAGAACGGACAGGUCGAGCAGCAGCCCCUGUUUUACGAUGGUGAAGACAUCUCUGGCAAGGUCACCAUCAGUCUGAAAAAUCCGGGAAAAAAACUGGAGCACUACGGCAUCAAGGUCGAAUUUAUUGGGCAAACCGAGAUGCUCUUCGAUCGUGGCAACCAUCAGGCAUUUACGUCUCUGGUCAAAGAGCUGGCGGCGCCUGGCGAUAUGGUGAAGAACCAAACCUUUGAGUUCAAAUUUGACAAGGCCGAAAAGCCCUACGAAUCCUACAAGGGUGUCAAUGUGCGGUUACGCUACUUUGUGCGAGUCACCAUCAUGCGCCGCAUCAGCAAUAUUGUCAAGGAGAAGGACCUGGCUGUACACACCCUUUCCUCUUACCCCGAAGUCAACGGCAGCAUCAAGAUGGAGGUCGGCAUCGAAGACUCGCUUCACAUUGAGUUUGAAUAUAACCGUGCCAAGUACCACCUGAAAGACGUGAUUGUGGGCAAAAUUUAUUUCUUGCUCGUCCGCAUCAAGCUCAAAUACAUGGAGCUGGCCAUCAUCAAGCGCGAGAUUGCCGGAUCAGGCCAAAAUGUGUACAACGAAACCGAGACCAUCACGAAAUACGAAAUCAUGGACGGUGCUCCCGUGCGCGGUGAAACCAUUCCCAUUCGUCUUUUCCUGGCCGGCUUUGAUCUCAGCCCAACGAUGCGCGAUGCCAGCAAGACUUUCCAAGUCCGCUACUAUCUCAACCUCGUCCUCGUUGAUGAAGAGGUAUGA